Molecule: messenger RNA, 1561 nt
Organism: Anopheles maculipalpis
Lineage: Eukaryota; Metazoa; Arthropoda; Insecta; Diptera; Culicidae
Gene: key
Product: NF-kappa-B essential modulator
Exons: 2
Coding region: 77-1561 (494 amino acids)
Biological process (GO): regulation of canonical NF-kappaB signal transduction
Cellular component (GO): nucleus; cytoplasm
Molecular function (GO): K63-linked polyubiquitin modification-dependent protein binding
Source: RefSeq, a predicted model, not a curated record
GGCAAGAACUCCGUUUCGAAUUGGGAGAAGAAAAAAAGGGCCAUAGUGACUAUAAUUAACACCACCAGGGAGAACGAUGUCUCUGGUCGUCGAAUCAGCCCAGCGCUCGUUGGAAGAAGAUUCGUUCAUCAUACUCGGCACCUCGCCGACACCUUCGAUGGUAAACUUUUCCCUCGGUGGCCCGGUACCCUCGGAACAGCCCGCAUCGGUGGUGGAGCGCGAAAUUGCCGAAUCGGUGGUGGAGCGCGAAAUUGCCGAAUCGGCAAAAUCUUUGUCCGUGUCCAAGAUGGAAACAUCCACCCAGCUUGAUUCGACCACCUUCAGCCUGCUGACGAAUGGUGCAACAGUGCUGAACGGAUCAACGAUUGCGUCGCAGACGGCAAAGCUAUCGCUGCAUGAAUCAUCAUCAUCCCCGAAAGUGUCAAUGAUUGCGUCAACCGAAUCGAUGCACCUAGCAGAACCGCGCUCGGCAAAAGGCUCACUGAAUCGAAGCUUGCAAACAUCGAUCGGGAACAAGGAAAAUGUUCCGCGCGAUCAGUUACUGUCGUCGGGUAUCUACCCCCAACCACCGACCGCUUCCUUCAUACUGGGUGAAACACAGUCGAUACUGCAACAGUUUCCCAGCCUCGCCCAAUCGUCGGUAUCGUUCGAGGAGGUUCAGAUGCUGCAGAAGCUUAGCAUGGAGCACAGCCAGCUGAAGGAAAGUUUGCAGCGGGCAAAUGAGGCAAUGCGCAAGAACUUUGUUUCCAUUCAGCAUCUGCAGGACGAAACGAAGGCCCGCUACGCCGAACAGGAUGCUCGCAUAGCGGAACAGCAGAAGAAGAUUGAUGAGCUGGAUGCCGAAAAUGUACGACUUGUGGCUGAGUUGGAAGCUUCCCGUGCAGCUGCUACUGAGAAGGAAAAAGAGUGGAAGAGCACGAAUGUAGGGCUGAAAAUGGAAAUGGAAGAAGUUGGUCGUGUGCGUGAGGUAGAGCGCCAGGCGGCCCAAUCGGAGGUAGAUGAACUGCGCAAAGAAUCAUCAGAACGGCAGGCCAUCAUACAGAACCUGUCAAAGCACAUCGAACGGUUGGAGCUACAGAUCAAAGGCUUUGUGGUGGUGCAAAACAACAAACCAGAAAAUGGCGAUGGAAGUGCGAACUACGUUUCGGAGGAUACACACAAACGCGAACUGAAAGCAAUUGAGCGCCGUUUGUCGGUCGAGGUGGCCAAGAAUUUGGAGUUCGAAGAUAUGCGCAAUGUCUACGUUGAUGAAAUUAAUUGCCUCAAGGCGAACGUAAAAGCAGCGGAACAAAUCUAUGCAGCCGCCCUUGUUGAGAAGCAGCAACUGUUUGACGAUAUCAAGUCCCGGGACGACACCAUCAUGAAGCUGCGCGACGAACUUGCCACCCUCCAGGAGCGAGUACAGAUGCUGACGGUGCAGUCGGACAUUUUCCAGAAAGAUUUCGAAGCCGAACGUACCGCACGCGAAGAGUUGGCCGGCGAAAAGAGCCGUAUUCUGUCCGAAUUUGAAGUGGUGCAGCGCCGGAACAUGGAGUUAAUGGCGCAGCUAUCGCAAACGUGA